AUGUCAGCAUCACACAAAUCGGCACCACAGGCUUCCGAAGUGACAUCCAGGACCCUAAAUCCUGUUCCACCUCCCCGAGCCCCGCGAUCGCUGCGGGAAAAAGUAUUAAAAAAAACCACAAAGCCAAAGGUAUCAACCAGCGAUCGUGGCGACUCCACAACGACCUUCGCCACUGCCCCGGACCCGCUCCAGACAGCUCUGGAGAGAGUCACCAACUGGAGCCUGGAGGAAGACAACCCUCGUCCAAUCAUCUCCGACGACGAGUCAUCAUCGGUAAACUCCGUUCCUGAGUCUCCCACAGCCGAAAUUCCGGAAAGGGGUAGAAUGAGUUUAUUGAUAAACUCCAGCAGGCGGCUUGGCGUAGAGAUGGAUAUGGCAACCAAGGAAGCCAACGAAAUGCUCCUCAAAGGGAAGGAGGCAUUAGAAUGCGCCGGUAACAUGAAGAGGGAGUGCAAGCAGACGGCACUCGAGUGCUUGCAGUCCCUCUACGAAAUGGUACUGGCACUAUCGGACUCCAGGUCCCGACAUAAAUAUAACCUGGAGAAGGAGCGCACUCGCAGCGCACAAGAACUAAUGCGAGUAGAGCGCGCCCACACCAAGACCGUGACGGGGCUGAUAAAAGAACUGGCCUCAGAUCUGGAUAGUGCCAGAAAAGAAAUCAAGAAUACCUUGACGGAAGCCAAAAACAUACGCAGUUGGCUGGACUUUGAAACCCAGGAGCCAUUCAGGAAAAUCAGUGAGAUCCAGGGUGGACUCAAAGAACAGGAAAAGCGGAUCAAAGCCCUCCAGGACUUCGCUAAAGAUGACGCAGCGGCCAAGAACUCCGCAAACAUUUCCUCUCUACAAGGCAAGGUGGAGAUCUUAUCGAAUAAUACAAAUGAGAUGCGCUCCACCUUGCAAAAAAUGUGCGAAAAGACCUUUGCACAAAUAGAGUCCAGCCACAAGACCCUAAAGCGUAUGGAGAAGGCGCUUCCUUCCCCAACUAAUGACGGCAUAACUGAAAUUGCGAACCUCAGGAAGCUAGUGGAGGAAGUAAAAGAUCAGGCAAAACAACAGCAAGCCAUCGAUCCCACAGCAGCUUCCAUAAAUGAGGAAGUGCUGAACAGGAAAAUUAAUCCCCUUCAGGAAAAAAUUGAAAUAAUGUGCUCGGAGCUUAGGACGUUAAGGGAACACCGAAAUAGAUCUUCGGAUCACACGGCCGUCAACCUGGCGACGGAAAUGGGAAUAGCCACCAAACCUGAAGGCAAACCGAAGCCUUCUUACGCCAGAGUGGCGGCCACUCCACCACCUCCAAAACCCAACCACACGCUUAUAGUGUCAUCGACAGACCCGAAAAAAACCGGGGAGAACGUCAUUGACAUUAUACGGGAAGCCCUGGACACAAAAACAACGGGUGCCAGGGUGGAAAGGUACACCACUGCUGGGAAGGAU
Iphiclides podalirius (scarce swallowtail) is the source of this 1431-nucleotide messenger RNA. Lineage: Eukaryota; Metazoa; Arthropoda; Insecta; Lepidoptera; Papilionidae. The record is from the annotation of a GenBank genome assembly.